This is a messenger RNA of Artibeus jamaicensis (Jamaican fruit-eating bat), 1595 nucleotides long. RefSeq names its product zinc finger and SCAN domain-containing protein 4-like. Gene Ontology annotation, biological process: regulation of transcription by RNA polymerase II. Lineage: Eukaryota; Metazoa; Chordata; Mammalia; Chiroptera; Phyllostomidae. The coding region runs from base 118 to 1527 and encodes 469 amino acids. Gene Ontology annotation, molecular function: DNA-binding transcription factor activity; RNA polymerase II cis-regulatory region sequence-specific DNA binding. The transcript has 4 exons. The record is from RefSeq and is a predicted model, not a curated record.
GAACGUGAGAGGGCAUCACCUCACCUCUCUAAGCCUCAGUUUCCCAUCAGUGCAGUAUCGUACCCAUCACACCAAGCAGCUCUAAGAACUGAAGGGGAAGCGUUCACUUGGCAAACAAUGGGGAACCUACCCAGCUCACAGUCUUUUAGACAUCCAGCACUAUCAACACAGGUGUUCAAGAACAGAAUCCUAAAAGUUGAGUCUCUGAGAAAUAUCGCAAGAAUGGAUUUAGACCUCAGCACUUCAUUUUUCUGUGAAUCAUAUGAGGAUGACUGUAAGUCAGAAAAUGUGGACUUUAUACCCAGCCAAAGACCUGCUCUCCAACAGGCAGAUGGGGACCCUGGGUUCCAGAACACUCAGCUCAGCCCAUUUCAGAACAGCACUAACUUGCGUGCAAGGCAGGAACUGCAACAAAUUUCUGAGUCAUUUCACUCAUGGCUGCAGCCAGAAAAACACAGCAAAGAUGAAAUUAUUUUUCAAGUGGUCCUGGAACAGUUCAUGAUCAAUAGGCACUGCAGUGACAGGUCUAUGUUGAAGGAGAAAUGGGAGGCAAGUGGCAGAAACCUGGAGACAUUCAUGGAAAGUCUGAAUGAUGAUUGCAUGAGGACCCCUGGCUUGGUCCACGUUCACAUGCAGGGACAGGAAGCCCUUUUUUCUGAGAAUAUGCCCUUAAGAGAAGUCAUUGUUCAUUUAACAAAACAAUUAGCAGCAGGAACCCCAACAGUGGCAAACAUGGGGACACCCUUCUGGACUGCCUACAGUGGUUAUCUGCAAACAGGACAAGGAGAUGAGGAUAAAGAAAAUGGUGGCAACAUUUUGAAACCUACUGAAGUAAAUGACAAUAUUACUGGUGAAGGCCUUCAAAUACCUCCCCUGCUCAUUAUCCAGGGAGAGAACUAUCCUGGGCCUGGUGAGGGCGAUGAUUCUUUGGAGAAUCCACACAGCUCCAGAAGAGUGAGUCUAAGCCCCUCUAGGUCCGAUGAAGGGUCCCCAAAAGGACCCCGUAAUCAGGAUGUCCUCAUGGAGGUGGGACCAGCAUUUCUCUCCAGGCUGCACCAGGUCACCCCUGAACCGGAUCCUACCCAUCAGAGUAAUGCCGGAAGCUCCACAUGCGGGGUACUCCAAGGAAGGUCCCGCAAAGCCCAAAGAUCACACCAAUGUGACAAGUGUCCCAAGAUCUUUAGAUAUUUCUCUCGCUUAAAAGUCCAUCAGAGAAGACACAAUAAUGAGAGGACUUUCAUUUGUGCCGUGUGUAACAAAGGCUUUGUCCAGGCCUCGGAUCUACACGUGCAUCAGAAGAUUCAUACAGAAGAGAAGCCUUUCAGGUGCAGUACCUGUGCCUGGUCCUUCACCCACAGAACCAACCUUCUGGCUCAUGAGAGAAUCCACACGGGAGAGAAGCCCUACGUGUGUUCUGUGUGCCAGAGAUGCUUCCGCCAGUCAUCCACCUACCACCGCCACCUGAGGAUGCACCAGAGAACGAUCUUCAGAUGUGUUUCCUCCACAUUCGAAGCUUCCUCUGGAUAGUGCAUAUGAAUAUGCCUGCGAGUAUGUAUAUUUCCAUAGUACUUCUCUAUUUAGAACAUAUUCUCUAA